UCUCGAUUGCAUUUGUGUGGGAAAUUUUCCCGUGGACGGCCGUUUUCGUUAAAAAAAAUUUCGAAUUAAAUACAUUUAUCGUUGCGGGAAUGGCAGCAGCACCUGGAAUCGACGGCGUGUACUCCAUUCGGUUGGUCAUAGCCGACUUUUAUAUGGAGAAGCCGCAGUCUGGCCUGGAUCCCUGCUAUUCGGAAUUGCGCGGGAAGGAAAUCAAGCGGGUGCCGAUCAUUCGAGUAUUUGGGGCCAAUUCCGCUGGACAGAAGACCUGCAUGCAUGUGCACGGCGUAUUUCCCUAUUUCUACAUACCAUACGAUAAGAAGGACUUUGAAUCCUUGGAGCGCGGCAUCUUACAGAUCGCCAUGCACCUGGACAAGGCCCUCAAUAUAUCACUGGGACAGGGCAGCUCCAAUGCCCAGCAUGUGUUCAAGAUCCAGUUGGUCAAGGGCAUCCCCUUCUAUGGCUACCAUCGUGUGGAUCAUCAGUUCCUUAAAAUAUACAUGUUCAAUCCCCGUUUCGUGCGACGUGCCGCCAAUCUUCUCCAGAGCGGGGCCAUACUCAGCAAGAACUUCAAUCCACACGAGUCCCACGUUCCCUACAUACUGCAGUUCAUGAUCGACUACAAUCUGUAUGGGAUGAGCUAUCUGCAUGUACCAUUGGAGGUGGUCAAGUUUCGCCGUAGCCAUGAUGAUGAAGUGGUUCCUUAUCCGAAUGUGAAGCCCGAACAGCUGCUGGAGACAUCUAGCGUCAAGAAAAUGGCCUGCAGCUCCUUGGAAGUGGACGUCAGCUCCAACUUCAUACUGAAUCGCUUCCAACUAGUCGCCAAGGGCAAGGGCAGUCACACAAAUCCUGGCAUUGAGGCCAUUUGGAAUGACGAGAAUGUGCGCCGUCAAAAGUUGGCUCAGAGCUACGCCGCAGCAGCCGAUGAGCAGAAACUCAAUGCGAUUCCAGUCCUGCAACUGCCGCCCACACAGCCUCGACUGCAUGUGGAAGUCGCCGAGAGUGAUGUUUUCUACCGCACAGCUCUCGAGAGCAAACUGCUUACCCUGGAGCAGUCGACGCUAUCUGACCAAACCCUGUCAGAUCAGACGCAUCUCGGCAAUGCCACUAUGCAGACCACGUUGCCCAACAGCAAGGAGCAGCGACGCACAUUCAAUCUGCAAAAACUGAUGGCCAACGCUGUUUAUCCCGAAGAAUGCUCCCAGGAUCAGCAGCAGCAGCUGGUGAACGCUUCGUUUAUCCAGAAUCAUGUAGCCAGCAGCAGCAAUAGCAGCCUUUUUGGCGCUUCCUUUGCAGAAAGGGACGAGUCUGCCUGCAUGGAUGAAACGCUGGUGGAUGAGGAACUAGUCUUGAGCCUUACCCAGCCGCAUGGAGCUGUGCCACACGAUGCCACCUUGAGGGAAGAAGACCUGGAACUGCUUGAGGUCCUGCAGCAGCUUGAGGAACAGAGUGCCAAUGAAUCGCGCAUUGAUUUGGACAGCUCGUUGGCGCCCCUGUCGCAGCAGCACAAACACUUUGAGCUAACUCCAGAGCUGUUGGACAAGGAGACAGCAGCAGCUGCUGUCGGUCCUAACUUGGGGUCCGAUGAAGACUGUGAUUCUGAGGAGGAAACGAACACUGGGAGCAAACAUGACUUCUCCACCGCCCUGGACGACAUCGAUGAGCUUUUGCUCAAACUAACUCCAAGUCAACCUACACCCAAAGUGCAGGGGGAGCUAGAUCCCACACCGAAGCUGCCGCAGAUUGAUGGCUCUGAUGAUAAUCAGCGUACACCGAAAAAGUUGAGAGCCAAGGCGAAGGGAAGCCCCCCAAAGACGCCCACUACACCUAAAAGGGAAAGCCUAUUGCGGUCUCCUCGCACACCCAAGUCCAGUGCGGCCAAGAAAUAUGCCCCGCUGCCGCUUACCAUCGGCAGCAGCUCCACGAAGAAAAACGAUGUGGAAGCGGCAGGGAAAUCCAUGAACCCUCGACUCAGUCUACAGCUCGACCAACGACCGGGUAGACAAGGGCCAGAGUUUUCGCUGCGCAAGAAGCUGGCCAUGACGGAGUUACGCCGCAAAAGUGUCGAGGAGUCGUCAAAUAGUUUCGUCCUGUUGCAGAACGACUUCACAUCGCGGCGGAGUACCAGGAGCCGCACCCGCAACCUCGACAAGACCCACCUCAUCUGCUCACUGACGCCGCGAGUGAGAAAUCCCAGCUUUUCGGACCUGUUCGAAACAGCGGAUGAUCCUGAAGAAGAGCAGAAAAAGCCACGUCGUAGUGCGCGUCAUCAGGCUGAGAAAGAGAGUCCUUUGGAACCGGUGGCCAGUAAAGGGAGACCCCGAAAAUCGGAGACAAAUGCCCAGAAAGUGGCGAAAAAAGACCAAGGUGAAUCCCGUACAGAUUUAGUUACGCCAGAUAAGAAUAGCAGUCGUAUGAUACGUGAAAGUAUUCGAAAGAGUUGCGAUGCGCAAGAAAUAAACUUAGCAGAAGCCCAGGAUAUGAAUCCGCAGCAACAGAAGGAAGCAGAGUCUGGGUCGGAGGCCAAGCCAGAUCAAGAAACGAAACAAAGCGAGGAAACCAAUCUGCCAAUUAGCGAUGAUGAGGCGAUCGAGUCCGAUACUGAGGGCGAUCAAAUGUUCACAAAAUUGCGAAAGACUCCGAAUCUGAGGCGUUUGCGUAAGAGUUUCCGCUCGGAGGUGUUGACCAAACAGCUCCAGGCGACGCCAACCACAGGGACGCCGCCUCCAGUCGAGAGCCAGACCACUCCGCAGCUAAGUCCCAGGAGCAACGAGAGCCAAACACCGGAGCUAAUGAAGAGCUUCUAUGAGCACUCAUUGAUCAUCAACAGUCCGUCGGUAUUUAGUGAUCUCAUAGACAGCCCCCAGCCUUCUCCUGCAGAUGCACCUGUCACGCUGAAGGAUGGCCCCUUUGUCAUUGCUCCCUUGGAGCUGCCACCCACCUACGAUGAAGUGGUUCGCGGGUGCGGUAAGCUGGACAUACCCGAGCACGAGUUCCAGCCGCCCUUCUACAGCAAUCCUGCCGAUGUGAGCAAGGUAACAGAGGUGGGAUUCCUGGUCCUCCACAUUCCCGGCAACAAGCUCAACGACUGCGAUCCCUUUCAAAGCGUCCUGGGCAACGACAAGGGGUUGGCCGCCUGGCGCCGUCAGCAGCUUAUUGCCAUCGGGGGCCCGGCCAUGCUGCAACGUCAUCGGGGCGAACAACGCAUUCGGGAGUACUUCAGCAGUGGUCAGAGGAUUGCCAUUGAGCCGGCACAAACGGCGCCCACCCGCCAGGAGGCCAAGGUCUGGCUGAAGGCGAGGCAGCUGCUCCGGCAGCGGGAGGAGCCAGAGAGAGGCAGCGAUGUCGACAGUCCCAUCAAGGUCAAGCGCCAGAAGAUCACCAUGAUGCUGCAGAAUGAUGACGGCGACGCUGACAACGAGGAGGAUGUGGAUUGUAGCCUCAGCCUCACACCAAUAUCCCAGGAUAAGACAAAAGGAACUCCCAUAAGCAGUAAGGGCCAGGUGUCCUCGCGUUCCAGACGAGGAACCAAACUGAACUUUAUGGCAUCCUUAGACGAAGCAGCGGAACCCCAGCAGAAUACCGACGGAGGCAGUUCCCAGGCCAGCGACCAAAGCAGCGUGUCUAGCAGUGCCGCACAGGCGGAACUGGACCGCACCUCCUUCUUGCGGCAGCUGGACGGCCACCACCAACAGGAGGGGCACCACGAGCUCAGCUUCGGCCUGAGCCACGCCACACUGGACAACACGUUCGGCUUCAAGGUGAACCUGGAGAACCUGCAGCAGGCCAAGGCUGACAUUGAGUGCAACUAUUUGACCAUAAUGACGCUGGAGGUGUUUGUGGCCACGCGAGGGGAGCUGCAACCCGAUCCGAUGCACGACGAGAUGCGCUGUCUGUUCUAUGCCAUCGAGCACAGUCUGCCGGAUGCAGAUGCGGAUGGGUCGCUGCCCAGCAAGGCUUGUGGCUACAUCAUGGUCAACCAUGCCCAGGAUCUGCUCAGCGAGGGACUGAUACACGGCUUGGACAAGGACAUCGAAGUUCAGGUGGUAUCCAAUGAGGCAGAGGCAAUGGAGGCCCUGUUGGCCCUAUGUGCUCGCUGGGACGCCGAUAUUUAUGCCGGCUACGAGAUCGAGAUGGCCUCCUGGGGCUAUGUGAUCGAUCGGGCCAAGCAUCUAUGCUUCAACAUAGCCCCUCUGCUGUCCCGUGUGCCCACUCAGAAAGUGCGUGACUUUGUCGACGAAGAUCGCGAGCAGUUCACCGACCUGGACGUGGAGAUGAAGCUCUGUGGGCGCAUCCUGCUGGACGUGUGGCGGCUUAUGCGCUCCGAGAUUGCCCUCACCUCUUACACCUUCGAGAAUGUAAUGUACCAUAUCCUGCACAAGCGCUGCCCCUGGCACAACCCCAAGACGCUCACCGAGUGGUUCGCCUCGCCCUGCAGCCGCUGGAUUGUGCUGGAGUACUAUCUGGAGCGGGUCAGGGGUACGCUGGCGCUGCUCGACCAACUGGAUCUGCUGGGACGCACCAGCGAGAUGGCCAAGCUCAUUGGCAUCCAGUUCUACGAGGUUCUAUCGCGAGGAUCGCAGUUUCGAGUCGAGAGCAUGAUGCUCAGAAUUGCCAAGCCCAAGAACGUGGUGCCGCUCUCGCCCAGCGUCCAGCAGCGGGCGCACAUGCGGGCGCCCGAAUAUCUAGCGCUGAUUCUGGAGCCUCAGUCCCGAUUCUACGCCGAUCCCCUGAUUGUGCUCGACUUUCAGAGUCUCUACCCCAGCAUGAUUAUUGCCUACAACUACUGCUUCUCCACCUGCCUGGGCCGGGUCGAGCAUCUAGGUGGGAGUUCGCCUUUCGAGUUCGGGGCCUCCCAACUGCGUGUGUCCCGCCAAAUGCUCCAGAAGCUGCUGGAGCACGACCUGGUCACGGUGUCGCCUUGCGGCGUGGUGUUUGUGAAGCGCGAGGUGAGGGAGGGCAUCCUGCCGCGCAUGCUUACCGAGAUUCUGGACACACGGCUGAUGGUCAAGCAGUCGAUGAAGCUCCACAAGGAGAACUCUGCCCUCCAGCGGAUCCUGCACUCUCGCCAGUUGGGCCUGAAGCUGAUGGCCAACGUGACAUACGGCUAUACGGCGGCCAACUUCAGCGGACGCAUGCCGGCCGUGGAGGUGGGCGACUCUGUCGUCUCCAAGGGCCGCGAGACUCUGGAGCGUGCCAUUAAGAUGGUGGAGGCCAACGAGGAGUGGAAGGUGCGCGUGGUCUACGGCGACACGGACUCGAUGUUUGUUUUGGUCCCAGGCCGCAAUCGGGCAGAAGCAUUCCGGAUAGGCGAGGAGAUAGCCCAGGCCGUCACCGAGAUGAGUCCCCAGCCAGUGAAGCUGAAGCUGGAGAAGGUCUACCAGCCCUGCCUGCUACAGACCAAGAAGCGCUACGUCGGCUACAUGUACGAGACGGCCGACCAGGCGCAGCCCGUCUACGAGGCCAAGGGCAUUGAGACGGUGCGAAGAGAUGGCUGCCCGGCAGUGGCCAAGAUGCUGGAGAAGGUGCUCCGCCUGCUCUUCGAGACGGCGGACGUCAGCCAGGUGAAGCAGUACGUCUGUCGGCAGUUCACCAAACUGCUAUCCGGACGAGCCAACCUGCAGGACCUCAUCUUUGCCAAGGAGUUUCGCGGACUCAAUGGCUACAAGCCAACGGCCUGUGUGCCCGCCCUGCAGCUAACGCGCAAGUGGAUGCAGAAGGAUCCCAGGCGGAUACCGCGACGAGGGGAGCGCGUACCCUUCAUUAUCAUCAACGGACCGCCGGGUAUGCAGCUCAUUCGUCUGGUGCGCAGUCCUCACGACAUUCUGGCCAACGAGGGACACAAGAUAAAUGCCAUCUACUAUAUCACCAAGGCCAUUAUUCCGCCUUUGAACCGCUGCCUGCUGCUGGUGGGAGCCGAUGUCAACGAUUGGUUCACCAGCCUGCCGCGCAAGCUCCUCAUGAUGCCCGCCCUAGCCAUGGCCAAUGAGUUGGCCAGCGGUCGGGGCGCCAAGUCUACAAUCUCCCAGUAUUUUUCCACCACCAGCUGUGUGAUCGAUUGCGGCCGUCAGACCAAGGCCGGCAUUUGUCCCGAAUGCCUGAGGGACGCCACCAAAUGCGUUAUCACACUGUCCGACAAGGUGGCGCGCCUGGAGCGCGGACAUCAGUUGACGCAGCAGAUCUGCCAGUCCUGCUGUGGCCGUGUGGGCAGCCUACAGUGCGACUCCCUCGACUGUCCCGUGCGGUACGUGCUGGAGGUGAAGCGUCGCGAUGUCCAGCAGAUUGCACACAUUCGUAGGCUGCUCGAGGAGAAUUUCUAACAAGUGUAUAUGUCGGGCUUUUAUUAUUAUUUGUCAAAGUAACGCAAUUGGUGGAGUACUUGGACAACCGGGGGAAAGAAUGCUCAAGAGUAGCCAGCGCAGACCGUAGAAAAUCAUACACUGAGAACCAUUUUAUAGUCAGUUCAUGCACAUUUAAUUGACCAAAAUACACUGAGAAUAGUCUUACGAUUCAACACUCUAUAUACUCGUAUAUUUUGUUACUUUCUGCGCAUUUAAAAAAGUUAAAAUUACAUACACUUUGUUUGCCAGAUUUCGUACACAUUUAAAAUGGCCCUAGAAACUACUUGCAGGGAUUGUUGCUCUUGUGUGUUUAUAAUACUAGAGGAAAUUGUUAACUAUUGA
This is a messenger RNA of Drosophila miranda, 6680 nucleotides long. It is a transcript of the gene DNApol-zeta, whose product is annotated as DNA polymerase zeta catalytic subunit. Gene Ontology annotation, molecular function: nucleotide binding; DNA-directed DNA polymerase activity; DNA binding. Gene Ontology annotation, biological process: double-strand break repair via homologous recombination; translesion synthesis. Lineage: Eukaryota; Metazoa; Arthropoda; Insecta; Diptera; Drosophilidae. Bases 90 to 6317 code for a protein of 2075 amino acids. Gene Ontology annotation, cellular component: nucleus; zeta DNA polymerase complex. The record is from RefSeq and is a predicted model, not a curated record. The transcript has 12 exons.